Messenger RNA from Spodoptera litura, 5947 nucleotides. It is a transcript of the gene foxo, whose product is annotated as forkhead box, sub-group O. NCBI's taxonomy places the organism in Eukaryota, Metazoa, Arthropoda, Insecta, Lepidoptera, Noctuidae. Gene Ontology annotation, molecular function: DNA-binding transcription factor activity, RNA polymerase II-specific; RNA polymerase II cis-regulatory region sequence-specific DNA binding. Gene Ontology annotation, cellular component: nucleus. The record is from RefSeq and is a predicted model, not a curated record. Gene Ontology annotation, biological process: regulation of transcription by RNA polymerase II.
GGAAUUUGCACAAGCGGCGCGCCUCGCGACGCGGUUCAGUGUACGUGCGACCGCUCGCGGCCGAGGACGAAUUGCCGCGUCACGCGCACUGCUCUGCUUAUUACGCAGUUAAAACUAUCGCUGACCGCGUGGACUGUCGUGAAACUACUUUUAGUGACUUUUAACUUGUUCUAUGCCCCAAAUAACCACAUAACAAGUGCAUACUCCCCUUAUGGACCCAGUGAUAACUCUUAUCAGUGUGGAAAAGUUACAAAGUGUGUACCGAACUUGGAAGAACAUACGAAUUUAUGAAUUCUUGGGACUUUUGACACUGUUGAUGACCUAGGAGGACAGUUUACCCAUAGUUGGCCGAUUCGAGCCACGUUACAAGGUUAUCGCGUCUCUAGCCCGCCAGUGAUGAAUUGGAAAAUCGGCGCGUAGUCGCUCACGUGGUGUGCGCCCCGCCCCCGCCUCGCCCGCGCUUAUAUUUAGCGAAAAUCGCCUCUCGGGAGCGGCCCGACGGCCGACGCUCUUUGCGCACAUCGCUGUUUAUGAACGUUAGCGAGACGCCACAUGUUAUUGGCUUCGAAUAACAAAACCGAUAAGCAGAAGACAGAUAACCUCUCCGGAUCGCGAUCCGUGUCCGAAACUUCUGGAAAUAGAAAGAAAUCAGAAAAAUAUUAAAAAGAGAGCGCUCUGAGAUGCUAACGGCCGGUAUCGGCACGCGCCGGUGAGCGCUCAUUCCGACACACCUACCAAAAAAUUCCACUACUAAAGUUUUCGAGAAAAAGUGUGCAACAUGUCUCUUCAGGGGAGCGGUGGUUACCAGAGCCCGUGGUCGUCACAGGGUGGGCACUCGGAGUUGGACAACACGAUUGAUUUGGAACCUUUGGGCGAACUAACAGAGGUCGGUUUUGAACCGCAGACGCGCGCGCGAUCCAACACGUGGCCGCUACCAAGGCCAGACAACUACGUCGAAGCGGCUGACGACACUGGCUCCAAGAAGAACUCCAAUCAGAAUCUGAGUGGUGCACCACCACUGCCAGCUGUUGGAACCAAGAAGAAUUCGUCCCGCCGCAAUGCUUGGGGUAACCUCUCAUAUGCUGAUCUCAUUACCCGAGCCAUCACUUCAGCACAGGACAACAGACUCACGUUGUCUCAAAUAUACGAGUGGAUGGUUCAAAAUGUGCCAUAUUUUAAGGAUAAGGGAGAUAGCAACUCGUCAGCUGGAUGGAAGAAUUCAAUCAGACACAAUCUGUCCCUUCACAAUCGGUUCAUGCGGGUACAAAACGAGGGUACGGGGAAAUCAUCAUGGUGGAUGAUCAAUCCUGAUGCGAAGCCGGGCAAGUCCGUCAGACGGCGGGCUGCAUCGAUGGAGACGUCCAAAUUCGAAAAACGAAGAGGCAGAGUAAAGAAGAAGGCUGAAGCAUUACGAAACGGCGCACCAGCAGACGCCACUCCAAGUCCAAGUAGCUCAAUAUCAGAAAGUCAAGAUAUGUUCCCAGACUCACCGAUGCACAGCAGUUUCCAGUUGUCGCCGGACUUCCGUCCGAGGGUGUCUUCGAACGCGUCAUCGUGCGGCCGCCUGUCUCCGAUCCCAUCAAUGAUCCCGACAGAACCUGAUUGGGGUCCAGAUUAUGCUGACUACACUACCAACGAUUACGCUCAAACGGACUUCGGACAAGACGAACUUGCUGGCUCUCUCGCCGAUUCCAUGAAACUGGCAGGAACAGAUCCAUUCCUUAACACGUACGUUCCAACAACCACAUCUUCGUCUUCGGGGGGCAGCUACCGGUAUAGCCCUUAUAGUGGGUGUCCGCGACACCCGCACGGGAGCUGCACGUGCUCCCUGUACACGCACCCCGCGCACCCAGCUCAUCCAACGCGUCCUCACCAACAUGCACUUGACCAUUUCGUCAGGCCGCCGCCUCCUGCGGACCCUGCUGAUAUUAUGCAAACAGAAAACAAUCAGCCGCAAAUGGUGACGACCUCAGACGCAGCCCUUAUGAACGGUGGCAUGAUGGUACAAACAGGAGCGAUGGGGCCCACCACAGUGAUGGGUCAGAUAAUGGGCGCGUUAAACACGGGGCUCUCGGAAGACCUCAACAUUGAGACCCUCGACCACGCUUUCGACUGUAAUGUUGAUGAGGUCAUUAAACACGAGUUAAGUAUGGAAGGCACGCUUGACUUCAACUUCCCGCAGCAGCACAGUGGCAUGGCAGCGGAGGCUGAGAGCCAGUUUGCUGCGCCCGCGCCGCCUGUCCCGACCACGUUGUCGGGAGGCAACGGGGCUCGAACGCCCUACUCCGUCGCCCCCUCCUGGGUCCACUGAAACACGUCACCCGAUAAUUCGGACCUCGGACCAGUUACCUACUUACAUGUUCACAUUGUCCACUGUAAAUACGAUGUGACGCAACUUUUUCCUCUUUUGUUACUUUCGCAUUGUAGUCGAGAUUUUUGUUCAUUUUAUCAUGUUAACUAAUGUUAGAGUUUUAUUUAGUGUUAAGUGGACGGUUACCGAUCGUUGUUGCAGUCAAUUGUGUUAGUGUAGGCUUUAGUGCUAAGCUAGGUGGAAGCUUGUGAUAUAGAUAGGGUAUCGUAAUCCGGAUUGUGGACCCUGGAGGGCGGCGGGCGAUGCACCGCACGUGAAUACAUGUGAAAGAUUCGAAAACACAUCGGCAAUCAGAGAUACCUGCAGUUCCCUGAACCCGACAUGAUCUAAUCACAACAGAUGAAAAUUGGACGUGAAUGCCAGACGGCAAUUUGCCUUUUUAGGCAAUUCAAAAGAAUACAACGAUUCAUCACAAUUACGAACCAAAUUUAAGAAGACCAGUUGAAUCAUGGAGACUGAUAAGUGUUCUAAAACUAUUAUUGGCAAGCAAAAUUGACGAUCAAAGUGACAUUUUUCGUGAUAUAUUAGACAUUGAAUUUUAUUUUUAAGGUAAAUGUGACCUCGCGUAAAUGAUCAAUGUGUAGUUUCAAGAUUAACGGUGUCAGCGACUUUUGUGGUUGAAACGGACUUCGGAGUCGGGUGGUGCAGUGAGGAUGAUGCCUACCCCUGCAUCUACUAUAGGUUUAUUAACUUAAGUACAUACCACAUCUCAGUGUGAGGAGGCACAUCUGACUGAAAAUGAAUUACUUCUGAAUGUAUUUGUACCGAGAGUUUAUUCUAUGUCUGAAAUGAAUCUAUGCUUAAAUAGUCUAUGUCUAUGGUAAUUGAAUUUUAUUGUAAUUAAAUUUGCUACGGAACAAAAUGUAGAAAUAUAAUUUGACCAAAUCAUUUCUGACGAUUAUGUUUAAAUGAAUUGAAAACGUAAAGCUGUAUGGAUUAUUUUGGGAUAGUUAAAAGUCGCCUUUUGUUUAUCUGAAAACUAUUUAUAACACAGAAAAACCUCAAAAUAAUUCAUGCAACCGCUUAUUUGGCCAAGUUGUAAAUUAGUAUGCGGGUCAAUAUUAUUUAUAAUUAUGUAUCUACCUAUUUAGUAAAUGCCGAUUCUCUGAUGACCAUGAUAAAUGACAGGAAGUUAAUUAAGCCAAAUAUGAAAAAUGAAUAUGGUAUCCAUAUUGCCUCCUGUUUUUUAUUAUGACGAUUUAAUUGAUUAAAAUUACGAACUAUUGUCAACAACAAUGCGAUUUAUUGUAUUCAAUAAUGCCAUAAUGUAAAUAGAUUUAUUUUAUAGUUACAUUUACCUACACAUGCGCCAUUAAUUACCAAAUACCGUUAUUGUAAUUGCUCAACAUUACAUAAUUUUAUAUAGACGCCAAAUUCAGAACGGGCUUCAUUUUUCCAAUUUGAUAUAGUUACGACGGGCCCUAAUGCAAUCUGUAUAGUUAAUGGUACGACUGGAUAAGUUUUUGUUGUAUAGAUUGUGUGUAGACAAUAAACUGCUUCAGUAGUAUUAUUGACUAUAAGCGUUUUAUCAUAUUCGAAAGCCAGAGCUUCAAAGUAUUGCUCUCAAGUACAUGUCUGCUAGUUGUCUCAAGAUAGUGUGUAUGUUAUUACGCUCAUUCUACAAUGUUUAUAUCUAAUAAUACACCAGGAGACGUUAGAAUUUGUGUCUUAUAAAUGACGCACAAACAAAAUCUGUUUUAGUCAAAUAUCUAGUCCCAGAUAUUAUUUUUUCAGUAAGCUACUUUUCAGAUAUAUAAGCAGAAUUUUACUCAUAGAUAAGCAUUAUUGCGGGCUAGCCCAUGUGAACUGUAAACGUAGCAAAAAUGAGUUCAUUUUGUAAAUUACCUCAGUGGACUUUUUGUGAUAGAUUUAGCCAAUAAGUGUUCAAUUUAGUACGUGUAUCGUAUAAGUCAAUUCAUAUACUUUUGGCGUCCAUUUAUACAUAUGUGUUUUAAAGACAAGUUUCAGGUUUAGCAUUGUUUUUCGAAAAUAUUAAUUUACGCGUGCAAUUGUUUAAACAUUCACUGCUUGUAUACUUUAUUGCGUAUAUUUGCAGCUGUCAUUGGUGCUAUAGAUAAUAUUAUAUUUCAGCAUUUAGUUUCGUAAUCCAUUGUGUAAAUGACGUACAAAAAAGGUAAAUUUAAUUCAAACACCACAAAAUUAUUUAGUUGCACGUUUAUUGUUAUUAUAUGGUACACAAUUAGAGAAACAAAAUUCAGUAUAUUGACGCGAGUUGUGAACACAUAUAAUUUCUGUAAAUGUUUUUAGAUAGGUAAUGAUUAAAUUUAAUUUUGUGUGACUUAAAGUCAGUCGUGCGGUCAGUGGAUGUUCGACAUCGACCCUACCUAGGUGAUGGGUUUCUGAUAGUAACCAUUUGCCAAAUAUAAAUACGUAAAAUCCAAUAACAAAAUCGAUUAUAUGAAUGUAUGUGUAAUCGAUAUUAAAUCGUUAGUUUGUAUUAUGAGUGUUUAGAUGAGUAAUUGAUUAGUCUCUUCGGAGGUAUCUCAUGAAUUAGUUAAGGUUGUUAGUUAAUAUUAUCUCCUGGUUGUUGAAAUGUAAUAUUACGAUAUACAAUGUGACGAGGCGUAUUUAUGUCAAUCCAUGUGGUCAAUUAAAUAUGGACCGAAUUAAAAGUCUGUUCCAUUAAAGCGUAGCGUUAAUGUGAAUGAGUGAACACAAUGUAGUUUGGUGUUGUGCUUUUAGCCUUGGUUUGCUGAAGAAAUAGCUUCGUGGCUUAGAACUAUGGUAGUUAAUGUGAAAACUAUUAAAAUUUAUUUGAUCAACAUAAUUUACUAAAUUUUAAAUCUGAAUCGAACCUCUUUAAAUUUCGCUCUGAACGUUUCUAUUUACCUUUUUUAAUAUAAAGAAAAAGUUAAAUGGAAAUCUUUAACCUUGUUAGCAAUUUACUUCCAGAUUAAUUAAAACUGUGACUAGAGGCACACAAUACGGGUUAGCUUAUACAAUGCACAAAAUAAGUACAGUAUCGUCCGAUACAAAACUUACGAACUCGUUUAAUGUAAAAUGUAUGGGAUAAUAUUUGAUGGAAGGUGUCGUUACUUGUGUGGUUAGGUGUACGUUGCGAUAGAGUGUAAACAAUUUGAUCUAAGUAGAUUGAAUUGCUAUGUUAUAAUUAUGGAAUGCGUAAACGCAUGUAGGCGCAUACAAUUGCCCUUUUGUUUAUGCCUUUGGGAAUUGUCAUUAGUUCGUAAUAGAUAAUAUAUUUUAAUAUUAGACCAUGGUUAUUGCAUUAGUAAUCAUGUAAGUACCUAUUUAUAGGAGAUGGGCGUACGACCCAUAGAAGAGAUACUUCGGUGUAAAUUAUUUUGUACAAUGUUUAAAAAUUUUCUAUGUUUGCAUCAUUAUUUUUAUGGCGUAACUUUAGUAGGUAUAAUAAUUUUGUUGAUUUUUUUUUCAGUUGCUUACUAUUAUAAUAAUUACUGUAUGACAAAAAUGUGAAACUCUAGAUGAAUUAGAAUGAAAUUACGUGUUUCAAUGUAAAUAUAUAGACAAAACCUGUAUGUAGAAGUACAUAAAUCGUAUUUAUGUAUUAAAUUUGAUAUUGUUUUCAAAAUUUAA